Protopolystoma xenopodis is the source of this 465-nucleotide messenger RNA. The record is from the annotation of a GenBank genome assembly. NCBI's taxonomy places the organism in Eukaryota, Metazoa, Platyhelminthes, Monogenea, Polystomatidea, Polystomatidae.
UCUGGGCUGAUUACUUGCUUAAACAGCCUUCUUAGUGACCCUCCUAUUGUCGCCUUUCAUCAUAUCUGGGCGCCCCCUUGUCCUAAGCGCUUCGCUUUCUCGUCUCGUGACAAAUCCUCAACUUUUCCCCAGACUUCCACUGCUGGAGCUGAAUCCAAACUUGACAAUGGAAGCUUGAGAAUGCCUGGAAGCCCCUUAUCAGAUGGCUAUUUGGCUCGUCAGAAAAGACCCUGCUUUGCAUUUCUUGCCUGUCAUGUUGUCUCUCUUCUUUCGACUUCACCACUCAUCACGGUGGAUGUUCAUCUUCACGCUGAACUCUUGCACCUUGCCUCAGGCUGUGCUAUACGUGAGCUUGAAAAUUUUAAAGUUUUAGGUUCAUCUUGGGUGUCAUUCGUUAGUUACCGGCUGCUCUACUAUCUUAACAUCAUUGGGCUCAUUACAAAUACUGAUGUCCAACUAAAAUAA